AUGUUAAUGGUUGAGGCUGGUAACUGCGCGACGCGAGGAAAUACUGGUAAUCCGUCUAGUCCGGGAUCGAUUCCCCGCAGUCCAUCUUGCAGGGACCAUGGCUCGACAGACCGACCUAUUGGCUGGAGGAAGGUGAUAUCAAGGGCAAAGGUUGGGCGUGGCAAGUCUCUAGCAGCAGGGCAUGAGGCUCCGUCUCCAGAAAGUGAUAUGGAAUGGAUGCACUCUGUAGGUUGGCUCAUUCGGCGCAUGGAGCACCACGGAUUUGAACAGAUAAUCAUGGCCAUGCCUGUUGCGAAAAAGUUCAAGAAAUUCAUGACGCUAUAUCUGAAGCAUGCUCACAAGAAGAUCUUGGCUGUUAAUUUACAGCUUGACGUUCACAAAAAUCACUUCUGA
Messenger RNA from Paracoccidioides brasiliensis Pb18, 393 nucleotides. RefSeq lists its product as uncharacterized. The transcript has 2 exons. The record is from RefSeq and is a predicted model, not a curated record. Bases 1 to 393 code for a protein of 130 amino acids.